CCACCGUUGAGACAGGAGCCCCGCCAUCAUGGUCCCACAGGUGUUAGUUUUGUUGGCCGCCGCGGCUGUGGCGCACGCCGGCUACCUGUCAGCGCCUGCCCUCGCCACGACCUACGCUGCCCCCUCGAUCGCCGCCGCCCCGCUGGCAUUCGCCGCCCCCGCCAUUCGCGCGGCGCCAGUGGUCAUCGCCGCUGCCGCCCCCGCCGUGGUCGCUGCGGAGUACGACCCGCACCCAGAGUACAGCUUCAGCUACAGCGUGAACGACGCCACCACUGGAGACUCCAAGGCCCAGCACGAGGCCCGCAGUGGUGACGUCGUCCAGGGCAGCUACAGCCUGGCCGAACCAGACGGCUCCAUCCGCACCGUCGACUACUCCGCCGAUCCCGUCAACGGCUUCAACGCCGUGGUGCACAAGGAAGCCGGCGCCCACCCUGCUGUCGCUGCUGCCGCCCCCGCCGUCGUAGCCGCCCCCUCGCUGGCCUACGGUGCCGGCCUGGGGUACGGCUACGCCAGGGCUGCCUACGCCGCCCCCGCCAUCGCCGCCGCCCCUGUAGCUGCACCCGCACUGGCGUACAGCGGCUACGGGUACGGCCGUCUGGCAUACGGCAAAGCCCUUCUGGGAUGA
Messenger RNA from Schistocerca americana (American grasshopper), 625 nucleotides. Its product is annotated as cuticle protein 21-like. The transcript is spliced from 2 exons. Bases 29 to 625 code for a protein of 198 amino acids. NCBI's taxonomy places the organism in Eukaryota, Metazoa, Arthropoda, Insecta, Orthoptera, Acrididae. The record is from RefSeq and is a predicted model, not a curated record. Gene Ontology annotation, cellular component: extracellular matrix.